GAAUACUGCAGGAAACACGUCUCUACUGCUACAGUCCGGUAAACUAGGGCUGGAACGAUUGGUCCAAAUCGAUUAAAAUUCUCUUGUGUCGGCUUCUCAAAUGUGAGCUACAGGGGUCGUAUUGCACUAAUGGAGGCUCUUGGUACAACGGACAAAAUAAACGACCCAGGCCCGCCUCUUUCAUCUCUUCGCCUCCUGGUGCCCCCAUUGCAACUUCUCUCUGCCGCUAUGUGGCAGCUGGCAAAGCAGAGGGAUGUGAUGAAUUAUGAGAAGCUCCAGGAGUUCGUGGUCAUGGUGACAGAGGCAGUGCCCGGACUGAUCAACCACAGACAGAGAGCCCAGCUCAUUCUGGGUCUAAGAGCAAGGCUUAUUCUGGAGCUAUGCAAAGGCUCAGCACGAGGCUCUGUUGAUUCUCAAGUGAUCCAGAGCUAUUUGGACAGACUCCCAAUAACCUCUGCAAACACAGAUUACAGGGAUGCAGAGGUGAAAACAACAGAGUCCACGUUCAUUGCACUUGUUCAGAGCCUGCUGAAAGACCCAGUAGAGAGAGCAUACUUCUUCCAGGAGGUAUUCCCAGUGGAAUAUGGGCCGCAAUAUGAUGCAGCUCUACAUGUGCUACUGUGGGAGUUGCUCUCAAAACUGGAAAAGCUGCUGCCCGUACCAGACCUUAAACAGACGGCAGCCUGGCUCGGCUCUGCUCCUUCUGUUUUGAAGGAGUGUCUUCAGUCCUCACCUGAAGAGCUGAGCUUGGUCUUCGAACACUACAGGACUGCGGGGCUACUGAAAAUGCCAUAUGGCCCUUCAUCCACCAUUGGCAGCUGCAUCAUGUCUGCUUUAUCCAUUCCUCCCUCGCAAAAGACAAACAUCUCCGUUGGACUGGAAUCGAUCCAUAACUAUGCUAAUGUAUUAAACCCUGUGACUUUUGUCGGAGCGGACCAGUACAGUGUUGUGGCCGUCUACACUGAGGUGGAAGUUGGAUCAUCUGAAGUGGAAGAGGAAAUGAUUGAGUCGGCUGAAGUUCAGGUUCACACAGAUUUCUAUGAAGAAGAGAUUGUGGCUGUAAGCGCAGAUAAUGUUGGUGGUGAGGAGUCUGCCAGCUUGAGAUCAGAAGAAACAAGUGAAACUGUGGACGUUGCAAAAGCGCUGGAGACCCUUACAAAAACCUUUGCACUAAGGAAGGAGAGCCUCGGCCAAGACAUGCUGACAGGAAAGGCUAAUGAUUCAUCCCUAAAUGAGGAGCUUGCGUCAGGAAACGCUACAGAUGAACGAAACGCUAAUGAACGAUGUGAAACAGGUGACCAGACCGAUGAUAAAAUAGAAACAAUGAAGGAUGAUUUCCACCCCAGAGGCAUAGAGAGCAGUGUUAACUCUUCUUGUAAAGAACCGAAGGAUGACUAUGACUCCGACCCUGGCCACGCAGAAAUGACAGAUGUCUCCAGUGAAGCUCCUGUUUCUGAAGCACAGCAGUCUGCCUGCUCAGCUAACAUCCGCAGAUCCUCUCGUCUACAAAUGAAGACCUCACCUAGUUGUCAGGAGAUGUGUAAAUUCAGGAGAUCAUCAAAGGAAACUACAGAGGAACCAAAAAUGAGCAAAGCUGACGCAUCAGUUGCCCCCUCUGUGAUAGCAAUUAAAGGAAUCGAUAAAGGGGAUUCUGAUGAAAUGACCUCCAUCAUCUUCACCUGCUCACAGUGCCCCUUCCACAGCUCAGAUGAAAACAGCCCCCCUCACUUCCACAUGCAGAGUGUUCGAACAGAAGUAUACAGGACUCUCUCCGGGGCCAAAUUUACACCAUCUCCCUCCAGCACUGAUGAAAUAUUUACAUCCAUUAAACUUUUCCCCAGAGGAAACGCAGAGCGGAGCGGAGCGGAAUCGCCUGACAAUCAAAGCAGCGUGAAUGUUUCCCAGUCCCAUGUCAGACAGAAGGCCCUCACAUGUGAAACGUGUGGUAAGACGUUCACCCGUACGUCAGACGUCAGGAGACACCAGCUCACUCACACCGGAGAGAGACCUUUUCAUUGCUCACAGUGUGACCGAACCUUCCAGCACUCAUGGGAUCUGGCAAAGCACGAGAGCAAACAUCACGGCGUGGCCAUCUCUUUCUCCUGCCAGCUGUGCGGAAGCUCCUUCGCCAACCUCCGCGCAUUAACCGUCCACCACAAGAAGUCUCACUCCCAGGAGAGCCAGCUCCCUCAGAUUUGCUCCAUCUGCAGCCAGAGUUUUGCGACUUCCUCUGAGCUGCUCGAGCACAGGAAGUCCCAUGUCACCAGUAAACGCUACAUCUGCCAGCAGUGCGGCGAGGGCUUCGACUCCCUGCUUGCACGCUCCCAGCAUCGGCAGAUGCAUCAGGUAAAGCAUAAGUUUAAGUGUCCACAUUGUGAGAAGACGUACACCCGAAGGUCUGAUGUGAAGAGGCAUCUGUCCACACACACUGGGGAGCGCCCUUACCAGUGUAACCAGUGCAGCAAACGGUUCUCGCUCCACUUUAUGCUCAUGAAACACCUACGUGUUCACACAGGCGAGCGGCCUUUCCAGUGCUCGCACUGCCCAAAGAGGUUCACACUGGUGUCUGUGCUGGCCAGACACGAGAGGAUGCACACCGGGGAGAAACCUUUCCUCUGCUCCCAGUGUGGGAAGGGUUUUUUGUCUCAGGGAGAGCUUUCAAAACACCACAGGUCACACGUGGACGACAAACCCUACUCCUGCCCUCAGUGCGACAAAUGUUUCAAGAGCAAGAAAACCCAGCAGGAACACAUCAUCUCCCACACUGGGGCCCGCCCAUACCCCUGCAGCUACUGCGGGAAGGGCUUCACCAAACCAUACGCACUGACCAGACACAACCUCAUUCACACAGGAGAGAGGCCGUUCCCCUGCGGACACUGUGAAAAGUCUUUUCUCACCCUCAGCGAGGCUCAGCUACACCAGCGAAUUCACACGGGGGAGAAGCCGUAUCCCUGCAACAUCUGUGAACUCAAAUUUAAGAGCUCGUCUGAGCUGGCGCGACACAGACGCAGCCACUCAGGGCUGAAGCCGCUGAAGCCGUACUGUGAGCAGUGCAUGAAAACAUUCGCGUCCAAGGUCAAGCUGAAGAAACACAUGGAGACACACAAGGAGGGAAGAUCAGCGCAGUCUGUGGACUCCAUACAGCCUAAGGAAUGAAAAAUCUGAAUAAAUAAUAGAGACUAUGUGGAAUUGUGAAAAACAAUGUGUAUUAUUUCAGGAUGUUUGAGUUUAUGUGUUUAGCCUUAUCAAAUUGUAUAAGUUGUAAUUAGGAGAUAAUAUAUUUUCUGCAGAUCAGGAGAGAAACCUUUGUCCACAGCUACAGUUUGGUACUACUGCAUCCUUCAACCUUUUGAGGAAAUUAUUCUGAAAAAGUAAUCUUUAAAAUUGUUAAAGACAAAUCAAAUAGUUUGUUUUAAAUGGAAAUCACAGGUGCAAAAAAAAAAAAAAAAAGUUCAUCAAAUAGAUUUUUCACUCAUAAUACUGUCCGUUUCUUUUUGCUCGCUAUCACUGUAAUAUUGCGCGGCAAUGGUAUGCAGCGACGGUUUCAGGUUUAAAUCAAAACACGGGCACCUUCAUGGGCUAGUAUAAAUCGAAAGUGUACUUAAGGAUGAGUAAGGGAAUGGAUUCACCCUUAAAUUCAAGGCACACUGCUUC
Messenger RNA from Xiphias gladius (swordfish), 3654 nucleotides. Its product is annotated as zinc finger protein 180-like. Gene Ontology annotation, molecular function: DNA-binding transcription repressor activity, RNA polymerase II-specific. The coding region runs from base 130 to 3156 and encodes 1008 amino acids. The transcript is spliced from 11 exons. The record is from RefSeq and is a predicted model, not a curated record. Lineage: Eukaryota; Metazoa; Chordata; Actinopteri; Istiophoriformes; Xiphiidae. Gene Ontology annotation, biological process: regulation of cytokine production; negative regulation of transcription by RNA polymerase II; regulation of immune system process.